This is a messenger RNA of Patella vulgata (common limpet), 1208 nucleotides long. RefSeq names its product ribosomal RNA processing protein 36 homolog. Lineage: Eukaryota; Metazoa; Mollusca; Gastropoda; Patellidae. The record is from RefSeq and is a predicted model, not a curated record. Gene Ontology annotation, cellular component: 90S preribosome; nucleolus. The coding region runs from base 84 to 1169 and encodes 361 amino acids. The transcript has 10 exons. Gene Ontology annotation, biological process: maturation of SSU-rRNA from tricistronic rRNA transcript (SSU-rRNA, 5.8S rRNA, LSU-rRNA).
CGUCAAAGAAAUAUUUCUAUGGCUAUGACAUGUAUAAAAGUUGACAUGUGCAUUGCCAGUUUUGCCCAGUGUUUUUUUUUUUAAUGGACAGUCUGUGGGUGACAGUUUUAGUCACACCCCUGUGUUACAAAUUUUCAUGUGUGACUGAUUUCAACAUGGAGCCUUGUUCAGAUUCAAGUGGGGAUGACGAUCUACAAAAAUUCCAACAAAAAUUUAAGAAACAAACUAAGGGUAUUAAGUUAAAUCCAACAGAAGAAAGUGCCGACGACAGUGAUAAUAUUUCCUCUGGGAAUAUUAAACAUAAAAAUAGUUCAUUGCAUAAACAUUCUAAAUCUUCAGACAAAUCUAAACAUAAACGAUUUGACAAAGGAGGAGAUGCUGUGAGUGAUGAUGAUGAUGAUGAUGAUGAUGAUGAUGGCGAGGAUGAUGAUGAUCAAGCGAACCCUGUUAAGUCGGUAUUAGAUGAAUCGGAGUCUGAAGCAGGUGAAAGUGAUGAUGAAGGAGUCGACCCAUAUGCAACAAUAAGAAAAGAAUUAAUAGAUAUGUCAUUUGAAGAUAAACAGAAACUCAGGAACAAACUAGGAGCCAAAAUAUAUAAUCAGAUAGUUCACAGUGAGAGAAAAAACCAGAGUAAACCUGGCCACAGUAAAAAUAGAGACAGAGAAUAUAAAGACAGACCAGUUGAAAUAUCUGCCAAAAAGAGAGUACCUGUAUUCAGAAAAGUUGUUCAGGUUAAAAGAAAGUUGAAUCGUGAUCCAAGGUUUGAUGAUUUAUCUGGAGAAUUUGAUGAGAAGAAAUUUAAACAUACCUACGCAUUUCUUGAUGAAAUGAAGAAAAAAGAAAAAAAGAAAAUUGUGACGGCGAUGAAAAAAGAAAAAGAUAAAACUCGGAAAUCUGAAUUAAAAUCACUAGCUAAUAGAUAUAAACAAUAUGAAGAAGCAGACGAAAGGAAGAGCAAGAAAAAUAGUUUACUGAAUAAAUGGAAAGAGAGAGAAAGAGAAUUAGUUAAAGAUGGAAAGACACCAUAUUUCUUGAAACAAUCUGAUGUUAAAAAACUAGAAUUAGCCGAAAAAUAUAAAGAAUUAAAAGAAAAAGGUGGACUUGAUAAAUAUUUGGCUAAAAGAAGGAAAAAGAAUGCAAAUAGAGAGAGGAAGAAGCUUCACAUAUAAAUUUAUCAACUUUUUUGUAAAUAAAUUAUUCGUGAAACA